Passer montanus (Eurasian tree sparrow) is the source of this 3566-nucleotide messenger RNA. RefSeq lists its product as uncharacterized. Lineage: Eukaryota; Metazoa; Chordata; Aves; Passeriformes; Passeridae. The coding region runs from base 29 to 2002 and encodes 657 amino acids. The record is from RefSeq and is a predicted model, not a curated record. The transcript has 2 exons.
GGGGAUCUGUGGGGUUUGGGGGCUCAGGAUGGGGAUCUGUGGGGUUUGGGGGCUCAGGGUCUGGGGAUUUGUGGGGUUUGGAGGUUCAGGGUCUGGGGAUUUGUGGGGUUUGGCCCAGGCAGGAGUUGCAGGAAAUGCCCCUUUGCUCAGACAAGCUGCCCUGCACCCCCUGGUUUUUGGGGAGACCACGUUAGGACUGCUGGGCACGGCCUGGCCUGGCACUGGGAGCACCUGGAGCACAUCUGGGCACAUCUGGGGCACAGGAACCAGGGCAGCCCCCCAUAUUUCACCUCUGCCUGCAGAACCCCCUUUCCCCUCCCUGUUUUGGUACCCGAAUCCAGCUGAGGGUGGAGCAGCCAGAAUUCCCCCUCGCUCCCCCCAGCCUCUCCCAGUCCCUGCUCCCAAACUGGGCUGUCCCUGCUCCCAAACUGGGAUAUCCCUGCUCCCAAACUGGGAUAGCUCUGCUCCCAAACUGGGAUGUCCCUGCUCCCAAACUGGGAUGUCCCUGCUCCCUAACUGGGAUGUCCCGAGCCCGGGCAGGGCCUGGCACGGCUGCAGCUCCCCAGGCAGGGCUGUGGGCACCAGAAACAGCCCUGGGGAGCAGCGCAGAGCCCCCCAAACCCCUCAGACCCCCAAACCCCUCAGCCCCCAAACCCCUCAGCCCCUCACACCCCUCAGCCGUGCCCAGCCUGGACAGGAUCAGUGCUCACAGAGCUUUGCUGCUGCCCCGGGGGGGUUUUCCCUCUCCAGACACUUUGGGGAUAAAUCCAUCCCUGCCAAGCUCUGCCCCCCAGCCUGGCAGGGUGCGGGCAGGGCACGGAGCCCCUCUGCUGUGCCAUGGGCUUGGCUUUCCUGGAGGAUCAGCUCCCUCUGGAUGUGGCUGGGCAUCCUGGAGCUGGGACUGGCACCUGGCACCCAGGACCGGGACUGGCACCAAGACUGGCACCCAGGACUGGCACUUGGCUCCGGGCUCCAGCUCCCCGUGGGGCUGUUCCCUCCUGCAGCAGGGAGUGAUUCCUUCAGCGAUCCUUGGAAAAUGCUCGGUGGGAGGGAAAAUGCGGCGAGCCCGGAGCUCCCCGGUGCCACCAGGGCUCUGUCCCAGACGAGUCUCCAGACGUCUGCAUUGUUUGAGGUUUGCCCAUCCCUGCUCUGGUCCCUUCCCGGUAUUUCCAGCCCGAAUUGUUCCCUAAUUGAUUCCAGGGGAUGGGGAAGAGCAGGGACAGCCCCCAGCCCCCAGUGGCGCAUUCGGGGCCGUGUUUUCCUUGGGUCUCCUUGUUCCCUUUUCCCCUGGUCCCUCCUGGUGCCAUUUUUUCGUGAUUCCUCCUGGUUCCCUCUUUUCCUGGUUCUUCCUGAUUCCCUCUUUCCCUGGUCCCUCCUGGUUCCUUCUUUUCUUGGUUCCUUCUUUUCCUUUUCUCACCUGGUCCAUUUUUCCCUGGUCCCUCCUGAUUCCUUCUUUUCCUGGUCUCUCCCAAUUCCUUUUUUUCCUGGUCCCUCCUGGUUCCCUCUUUUCCCGUUUCCCUCUUUUCCUGGUCCCACCUGGUUCCCUAUUUUCCUGUUUCCCUCUUUUCCUGGUCCCUCCUCAUUCCCUCUUUUCCCGUUUCCCUCUUUUCCUGGUCCCUCCUGGUUCCCUAUUUUCCUGUUUCCCUCUUUUCCUGGUCCCUCCUGUUUCCCUCUUUUCCCGUUUCCCUCUUUUCCUGGUCCCUCCUCAUUCCCUCUUUUCCCGUUUCCCUCUUUUCCUGGUCCCUCGUGCAGCUGGAGCCGGGCUGAGCUCUCCCAGUGCCAUCUUUCCCCCCACGGAGGAAUUUCCUCGGGCCCGGAGCUGCCCUGCCCAGGGCUCCUGUGGGAGCUCAGCAGGCAGGACAGGGACACGGCUCCUUCGGGUGCCCGGGGUGAGGAAUUCCAGGGAAUUCCCAGGGGAGCAGGGCCUGGAUCAGGGCAGGAACCUUCCCUGAUCCGUCUUUGCUCAGUUUUCCUGCUCGUUUUUCCCAUUCCCACACCCUGAGAGUGGCAGUGAACUUCCAGGGGCGCUGGUGCCGCGUUCCCACGGGGGAUAUUCAGAUCCAGAUCCAAUAUUCCUGCUGCAGGGCAAGGAAAACUGCUGGGAGAAUCCCACAGAGCCAGGCCAGCAUUCCCGGGAUCAGGAAAAGCCCUGCAGGCUCCUGUUUAUCCUUUCCCCUUUUCCCUAGAAAUCCCCCCAAAAGGAUGGGGGAUUAGGGUUUCCACCUCAUGAGAGAAUUCCCAACAUUUGGCAAUGCCCAAAAUCCAAGAAAAACAGGAAUUUCUUCCCUCCUAAACUUUUUAUGGAGUGGAACAUUCCUUUCUUUAGAAUUCCAGCUUUCCCAAGGAAUUUUUGCCAGAUAUUUUGGGAUUUUUCCCCUCUGGAAUCACACCCAGAACCCCACGACUUUACAUCAUUCCAGAGAAUUCCAGAGGGUUCCAAUCCCCCGUUACUGAUCAGCUCCCAGUAGCCCCAAUCCCAGAUAACCCCUUUUAUCCCAGGCAUUUCAUGGAUAUCUGAUUCCCACUUGGAGUGCAAAUAUUUGGUGCCAAGCUCUGAUCUCCACAGCUGGAAAAAAAAAAAGAAACUGGAGGCUGGCAGGGAUUAAAUCCCAAAGUUAAAUUCCUCUUCUCCACCUUUGGGAUUAAAUUCCAGCCCUUUUAGGCUGGAUUUAGGGGGAGAGAAACCCUCUGGAUGCCCCAUCCCUAAAAAAACCCAUCCCUGGGCAGGAUUUCCCAGGUUUUGGAGCGCCAAUUGGGAUUUUUGUGAAAAUGUUGGGAAUUUCCGUGGUUUUCCAGCAUUUUUCCCCCCUCAUUUCAUGGAUUCUCCCAUCCAACACGUCCUGGAGCAGCCGCUGCUCCUGGCAGGCCAAAGGAAGUCGUUGCUUCUGGUUUUUCUUGGAAUUUUUUCCCUUUUUUUGUUAGCAGAAAGCAGGAAUUUUGGCUGUGCCCUGAGGAAAUGUGUAUUCCUGGUGUUCUUUUGUCUGGCCAGCUGACGGUUGGGCAAAGGAACAGAAUUAAAUCAAUGUGCAGAGCGAGGUCAGGCUUUGGGACAGCAACAACAACACCACCACCAUUGAGGCAGAGCUGGUAAUUCCAUCCCUCCAUUCCCACAUGGAUCCUCCUUCCCUGGCCCUACAGAUCCACGUGGAGAAGUCAAACCACAAAAUUCCUUUGGGUUUUUGGAGGUUCAGCACAAAAUAAAUGUAUUUUUUGCCCUUCUUCCUUACACAAAAGGUGAAAAAAAUGGAAUUAAGGAGCAUUUUCCCAAGGUUUUGUUUGGGUUUUUCCACCUGAUUUCCAGGUGUGCUGCACAUCUGGAUGCUCAGAUGGUGUAAAAUUGGAUUUUUGGAUCCCUGUGAGCCGUGUCUGAGCACAAAUGAUAAAAAAUUCCACAUUUCCCUGCUCGUGCUCCAGCAGGAGAAAUCGACGGAAGGGGCCAGGACGGAUCCCCAAACUGGGAAUGUUCUCUGGGGUGAUUCGUUGGCAGAAAACUGAGAAUAAAUAAAUGUAUUUAACUAGUGCUGUACAAAAAAAAAUGUUUGUUUUAAAAUAAAUGAUUUUAAGGA